Mastomys coucha (southern multimammate mouse) is the source of this 2901-nucleotide messenger RNA. RefSeq names its product phospholipase C delta 1 (gene Plcd1). The record is from RefSeq and is a predicted model, not a curated record. The transcript has 14 exons. Gene Ontology annotation, biological process: lipid metabolic process; phosphatidylinositol-mediated signaling. Gene Ontology annotation, molecular function: phosphatidylinositol-4,5-bisphosphate phospholipase C activity; calcium ion binding. Lineage: Eukaryota; Metazoa; Chordata; Mammalia; Rodentia; Muridae. Bases 256 to 2616 code for a protein of 786 amino acids.
CCCGAGCCCCGGCCAGGCUUGGCUAGUCUUCCCGGCCCCCCGCUCGGCGUCCUUUCCCGGUCCCCUGGAGAGGGCGGGGAGAAGCGCCGGUUGGCGGGCCCGGGGGGCGGUGCGAUGCCCUGGACCCACCCCCGGGCCGCCUCCCACCGCAGUUCAGUUGGGUCCCUGCACCGGCCUGCGCAAGGACCCCAGGCCGCUCGGUUGUUGCUCAAGUGAAAUCACGCCGCGUCCCCUCCGCUGCGCGCCCCGACGGGCAUGGACUCCGGUCGGGACUUCCUGACCCUGCACGGGCUGCAGGAUGACCCCGACCUUCAGGCCCUUCUGAAGGGCAGCCAGCUUCUGAAGGUGAAGUCCAGCUCAUGGCGUAGAGAACGCUUCUACAAGCUACAGGAGGACUGCAAGACCAUCUGGCAGGAAUCUCGCAAGGUCAUGAGGUCCCCGGAGUCUCAGCUGUUCUCCAUAGAGGACAUUCAGGAGGUCCGGAUGGGACACCGCACAGAAGGCCUGGAGAAAUUUGCCCGAGACAUACCCGAGGACCGAUGCUUCUCCAUUGUCUUCAAGGACCAGCGCAAUACCCUAGACCUCAUUGCUCCGUCUCCAGCUGAUGUUCAGCACUGGGUGCAGGGCCUGCGCAAGAUCAUCCAUCACUCAGGCUCCAUGGACCAGCGGCAGAAGCUGCAGCACUGGAUCCACUCCUGCUUGCGAAAGGCUGAUAAAAACAAGGAUAACAAGAUGAACUUCAAGGAGGUGAAGGACUUCCUGAAGGAGCUCAACAUACAGGUGGAUGACAGCUAUGCCAGGAAGAUAUUCAGGGAAUGUGACCACUCCCAGACAGACUCUCUGGAGGAUGAGGAGAUUGAGACCUUCUACAAGAUGCUGACCCAGCGGGCAGAGAUCGACCGUGCCUUUGCAGAGGCCGCGGGUUCUGAGGAGACCCUGUCGGUGGAGAAGCUAGUGAAGUUCUUGCAGCAUCAGCAGCAGGAGGAGGCGGCAGGGCCAGCCUUGGCCCUCUCUCUCAUUGAGCGCUACGAGCCCAGUGAGACUGCCAAGGCCCAGCGGCAGAUGACCAAGGAUGGCUUCCUCAUGUACUUGCUAUCGGCUGAUGGGAACGCCUUCAGCCUGGCGCACCGCCGUGUCUACCAGGACAUGGAUCAGCCACUCAGCCACUACCUAGUGUCCUCUUCCCACAACACCUACUUACUGGAAGACCAGCUCACGGGGCCCAGCAGCACAGAGGCCUACAUCCGGGCUCUGUGCAAAGGCUGCCGGUGCCUGGAGCUGGACUGCUGGGAUGGUCCCAAUCAGGAGCCCAUCAUCUACCACGGCUACACUUUCACCUCUAAGAUACUCUUCUGUGACGUGCUCAGGGCCAUCCGGGACUACGCCUUCAAGGCAUCCCCCUACCCAGUCAUCCUGUCCCUGGAGAACCACUGCAGCCUGGAGCAACAGCGAGUCAUGGCGCGUCACCUGAGGGCCAUCCUGGGGCCCGUGCUGUUGGACCAGCCGCUGGAAGGGGUUACCACGAGCCUCCCUUCGCCUGAGCAACUGAAGGGCAAGAUACUGUUGAAAGGGAAGAAGCUGGGCGGGCUGCUGCCUGCGGUAGAGGAGAACGGGCCUGAAGUCACUGAUGUGUCUGACGAAGACGAGGCUGCUGAGAUGGAGGAUGAGGCUGUGCGCAGCCAAGUGCAGCAGAAGCCCAAGGAGGAUAAGCUAAAGCUGGUGCCGGAGCUCUCCGACAUGGUCAUUUACUGCAAGAGUGUCCACUUUGGUGGCUUCUCCGGUCCUGGCACCUCUGGGCAGGCAUUCUAUGAGAUGGCUUCCUUCUCCGAGGGCCGUGCCCUGCGGCUGCUGCAGGAAUCAGGAAAUAAUUUUGUCCGCCAUAACGUGAGCCAUCUGAGCAGGAUCUACCCAGCGGGGUGGAGAACAGACUCUUCCAACUACAGUCCUGUGGAGAUGUGGAACGGGGGCUGCCAGAUUGUGGCUCUGAACUUCCAAACCCCUGGGCCAGAAAUGGACGUUUACCUCGGCUGCUUCCAGGACAAUGGAGGCUGCGGGUAUGUGCUGAAACCCACCUUCCUGAGAGACCCCGAAACCACCUUCAACUCACGCGCCCUGACUCAGGGGCCCUGGUUGGCUCCGAAGAGGCUCCGAGUCCGGAUCAUCUCUGGACAGCAGCUGCCAAAGGUCAAUAAGAAUAAGAAUUCUAUCGUGGACCCCAAGGUGAUAGUGGAGAUCCACGGUGUGGGCCGGGACGUGGCCAGCCGUCAGACAGCAGUUAUUACCAAUAAUGGUAUAGUAUGCGCUGGGCCUCGGUUGGGCCGGGCCGCUGGAGCAAGGUCUACACCUUGCUGUUGUUACGGUUUGGUUUCUGCCCUUCUAGGUUUCAACCCGUGGUGGGACACGGAGUUUGAGUUUGAGGUAGCAGUGCCUGACCUUGCCCUUGUACGCUUCAUGGUAGAGGAUUAUGAUUCCUCCUCUAAGAACGACUUUAUUGGCCAGAGUACUAUCCCCUGGAACUGCCUCAAGCAGGGGUACCGCCAUGUUCACCUCUUGUCUAAGAACGGAGACCAGCAUCCAUCAGCCACUCUCUUUGUGAAGAUCUCCAUCCAAGACUAAGCCUGGGGGUCUGAGGCAGUCCGUCCCGAGAGGGCGGAGCUGUGUCCACACCUCUGGCAAGGCUGGCAUUGCUGCACCGGCCUCUGGCGCGGAGCUUGAGGCCACUGAACUGCCUUCAGCUCUAACACAUCAUCUGAGCUUCUGCCUCUCUGGGGGCCCAGGAGCAGUCCAGUCCCCGGAGUGGUUCAAAAUUCCGUUAGGAACAACACUGCAUCCCUCUCCCUACCCUCUAGCUGACUUUAGGUUGUGAGUUUUUAUAUAUAAAGAAAAAAAAAUCACAAGAUG